AAGAAAAUCAUACACAUCUGAGAUGACAUGAGGGUGAUUAAAUGAUGAGAGAGUUUCAUUUUUAGAUGGACUGUCCCUUUAAAUACUUCAUCAUCAUCAUCCUCCGUCAAACACAAUAAUGGACACUGUCAGGGAGCCGGAGUUUCCUCUGUCUGAAACACUAGCGGAAGUUCUCCAGCAGGGGGCGAAACAAACUCUAGAGCUCAGAGACAAACAACACAAACACAACACACUACAGGCUGCUCUGUUAGAUCUGGAUCAGAGCUGUGAGUGUGUGUCGUCUGAUAUAAAGCUGAAGGAGAAGCAGCUCAACGUUGUUCACUGUGAUAUUGAGCAGAUUCAGAGCAACAUCAUCAGUCUGGACUCACACACACAGACCAUCUUACUGGAAAACAUUCAUCUCAGAAACUCCAUCCAGGAUGAGAUGGAAAACUCUCGCUCUGCACUCGCUGGAUACGACUCAUACCGCACUAUAAUGAAGAACUACAGAACGUCCGUUUCUCUGGUGGAGAGUCAAGCAGACGUUUAUAAAGAGUUACUGGAGAAAGAGCAGAAGGUGUCUGAACUGAGAAACUCGCUGGAGGAACUCAAAGUGGAUUUACAGAAUCCUGUGGGAAAUACUGUUCGUCAAGCUCAGAAAGAAAUCAACAUUCUAAAGGCAAAUAUUCAUCAGUGCAGACAAACUGUGAGGGAGAGAAGAGCUCUUCUGCAGAUGGAACAAGAGACUCAGUCACAGCUUAAGAAAGAAAUCAAGAUUCAGCACCGGAGAUGUGAGGCGAUCAUUAAACGUCUUCACUGUCAGCUGAAUAAAGCUCAGUCCAAUCACAGACAGAUCUGCAGUGACAUCAGUCACAUGGAGAAAGAGGUGCAGGAUCUGAAGAGUCAGCUAGAGGACGCCGCACAGCCUGAACAUCACCUCACUUCCUCUCCAGUGUAAUGCAGAGCUGUUUGUUUGGCAUGACAAGUAUAUAGUUGACUACAACUGUGUUUCUAUUUUUAAGGCAGUAUGUUCUAAAGCUAUACAGAGUGUUUUUGGAAUGGUACAGCUAUCAUUUAAAAUCAAUAUUGAGUUCAGUUCAGUGUGAUUUAUGAAAUGUCUGGAAUCAUCUCUAAUUAAACUGUAGGGGAAAGCCGUGUGUUAAAUGUGUAGAUGUGAACCGUUUCUCUCUGGCUAGUGCGGUUUAUGUAUGUUUGGAUGUUUUCUCUC
Messenger RNA from Myxocyprinus asiaticus (Chinese sucker), 1207 nucleotides. Its product is annotated as coiled-coil domain-containing protein 122. The coding region runs from base 119 to 937 and encodes 272 amino acids. The record is from RefSeq and is a predicted model, not a curated record. The transcript has 5 exons. NCBI's taxonomy places the organism in Eukaryota, Metazoa, Chordata, Actinopteri, Cypriniformes, Catostomidae.